UUUCACUGUCCUAAAUUCUUCCAAUAAUACUCUCCAACUUAAAUUAUAUCUAUUUUAAAAAUUCAAUUAAGACAACCAAUGAGACCACGCCAGCUGUCGUUGGCAAAUCGUUGUCAAAUUCCAGUUGUGAAAGAAACAUUUUACUAAAGUUAUAUAAGGCAUUAUGUAAAAGUGCCUGACAGAAAUAUUUCUGCAAUAAUGUGGUGGGAUUAAGCUUACGUAAGAGGCAACAGUGUUUGAUGACACUGAAUAAUGGAAUAUUGCUAUUAUAAAAGGCGACUUGUUAUGCCCUAGUUUCUUCACCACUAUCCACAUUCCUCAUAACUUCAUUAAAAAUGUAUCCCAAAAACAUCCUAGUCUUACUGCUACCAUUUCUUUUGGUUGCAAGCUCCCUUGCAAUUCUCCCAUCCUCUUCACCAGAAAACAGUGAUAGUACACCACACUCACAUCCCAAACCACCAGAUCAUAAUAAACCAUCACCACCACAUAUUGAAAACGGCCAUCAUGAUAAACCACCACCACACACGGAAGAUGCAUCAGAUGACGGUAUACCACCACAUCAUGGUAAACCACCACAUGGUAAACCACCAUCACACAUGGAAGAUGCAUCAUAUAUCAGUAAACCACCACAUCAUGGUAAACCACCACAUCAUGGUAAACCACCACAUCAUGGUAAACCACCACCACAUGGUGAUAAACCACAAUACAUGGAAAAUACAUCAUACGACGAUAAAUUAACACAUCCUGAUAGCAUACCAAUUCGUCAUGAACCACCACAUCAUGAUAAGCCACCGCCCAUGGAAACCACAGAGGAGUUGCCACCGAAGGAGCAACAAGGCACAAAAAUUCCACAUCCGAGGCCUGGACAUGGUGGUCAUAACGUGGAAUCAACCAACUUUCGACCAAUUGAUCCACCAGGUUCCGAUUAGCCAAAAGUUUCAAAUUGCAUCAAAGCUUUAAGGAUGCUCUACAAUAAUUGCAAUUUGAAACCUAAAUUGGAUAGUGUUUGCUACUUUAAUGUAUAAGUACUAGUGUCGAUGCUGUGAGCAUGUCAUUAAAUAAAAAAUGGGAGUUUGUACUAAUGUAAUAUAACCAUGUGAGAUAUCACUCUCCCGUGCGUGCUUUUUAAAAUUUUCACCUUGUGUAUACACGUAAAGCUUGAUAGAUUCACCGUGUUUGCCUCUGUUUUAU
Vigna radiata var. radiata (mung bean) is the source of this 1191-nucleotide messenger RNA. RefSeq names its product early nodulin-75-like. The record is from RefSeq and is a predicted model, not a curated record. Lineage: Eukaryota; Viridiplantae; Streptophyta; Magnoliopsida; Fabales; Fabaceae. Bases 336 to 929 code for a protein of 197 amino acids. The transcript has a single exon.